Capsicum annuum is the source of this 2362-nucleotide messenger RNA. Its product is annotated as putative late blight resistance protein homolog R1B-17. The record is from RefSeq and is a predicted model, not a curated record. The transcript has 4 exons. Gene Ontology annotation, biological process: defense response to other organism. NCBI's taxonomy places the organism in Eukaryota, Viridiplantae, Streptophyta, Magnoliopsida, Solanales, Solanaceae. Gene Ontology annotation, molecular function: ADP binding. The annotation marks the transcript as partial.
AAAUUUGGUAACUUUUUAUCUUAAAACUACCAUUGAUGUGGUCUUCCACUUAAGUAGAUAAAACCACUUUCCCCACAUGCAACAAUAAUUGUAGUUCUCAUCCCAAUUUAUCAGAAGCCAAUAAAAAUUAAUACCAUUUUAGUCAUUCAGAGAGUGUUUUGUUGCAGUGAUCAGUUGCUUCUUCCCAACCAUUGAAAGCUCUCAGGUCAUAAUUGCAAAGGCAAACGUGAAUACAGUAGAUAUGGCUUAUGCAAGUGUGGCUUCUCUUAUGCGAACAAUAGAAUCGCUCUUGACAUCCAAUUCGCAGAUGCAAUCUCUAAUCUAUGAUCACAGAGAAGAAUUUUGCACUCUUCAUGAAAAAGUUAGGUCCCUAGAAGUAUUUCUCAAUAACUUUGAGGAAACCAAUGUUUCUGGGCAAAUGACGGAUUUUGAAGUAGAGGUAAGUGAAGUUGCAAAUUCUGUUGAACAAACAAUUCAACUAGGAGUAAUUGAAGUUGUAUUGGCAAAUGAUGAAAAUCUGAGAGAAAAGGCACAAGAGAGGCUUUUUGAUAGCCGGCAACAAGUAGCAGAGAACGUUGAUCGUAUCUGGAAAGAGUCAAAAGAGAUUCAAGAUAAAGGCAAACAAGCAUCAAAGGAAUCAGCGGUUCAAGAGUUUCCAAGCUCGUCAAAAGAUAAUGUUGAGAACAAUAUGGUUGGACGUGAUGAUCAAAGGGAACGGUUGGUAGAGCAUCUGACUACAGGCUACUCUGGUGAACCCAAAGUCAUCCCGAUUGUCGGGAUGGGAGGCAUAGGUAAAACAACCUUAGCGAACGAAGUUUACAACGAUGCGUGCAUUCGUUCUCAUUUUUAUGUUUGUGCCUGGGCUACUAUUUCACAACAACACAAUGUAAAGGAAAUCUUGUUGAGCCUUCUGCAUUCUACAAAGGGUGACAAAGUUUUCACGCAAAGUGAGGCAGAGCUGGCAGACGUGCUACAAAAGAGUUUAAAGGGUAAGAGAUAUUUAAUUGUAUUGGAUGACAUGUGGAAAACUGAAGCAUGGGAUGCCGUGAGACAAUGUUUUCCACGUGAAAACAAGGGGAGUGGAAUAUUGCUGACGACCCGUAACACUGAAGUAGCGCGCUAUGCCGGUACAAAGAAUUCUUUGCCGAUGAGGUUCAUGGAUGAAGAUGAGAGUUGGAACCUUUUCAAAAGUGUAGCAUUUUCAAGUGAAGAAUUACCAUCUGAUUUGGAGACUAUUGGGAAGCAAAUCGCAGAUGAAUGUCAUGGGUUACCACUAACUAUUGUCGUGGUUGCUGGACUUCUCAAAUCUAAAAGGGUAAUAGAAGAUUGGGAAAGUGUUGCUAAAGAUGUCAAGUCAUUCGCCACAAAUGAUCCUGAUGAACGAUGUUCACGUGUGCUUGGGUUGAGUUACGAUCACUUGACAAGCGAUCUAAAGACAUGUCUUCUGCAUUUCGGAAUUUUUCCAGAAGACAGUGAUAUUCCAGUGAAGAGAUUAGUGAGAUCAUGGAUGGCUGAGGGGUUCCUGAAGUUGGAAAAUGAUAUGGAAGGAGAGGCUGAGAAGUGUUUGCAAGAGCUUGUCGAUAGAUGUCUAGUCCUCGUCGGCAAGAAAAGUCUAGAUGGAACAAAAAUUAGAUCAUGUAAGGUUCAUGAUCUAAUAUAUGACCUGUGCUUGAGAGAAAUUCAAAGGGGAAAUGUUUUUAUCAUGAACGACAUUGUGCUUGAUUACUCAGAUUCACAUCGAUAUCUCAGUAUGCAAAAAAUGCAGCCCUUUAAACGCAUGACUGGUGAUAAAAUUGAUUAUUGUCCCCAUGGUCAUUAUAGGGCUCUUCUUACCCCUGUACAUCGUCAGUUGAGAGAUCAUGACAACAACGAUCUUUUGAAACGAACCCGUUCUAUUUUCUCUUUUCAUCUUAAGGAUUCAUGUUUUGUUCUCAAAUCAGAGCUUAUUCAUUUCAAAUUACUCAAAGUCUUGGAGUUGAGAAACAUAGAUAUGGAUCAUUUCCCUGUACAGAUUCUAAGCCUCAUCUGGUUGAGGUACCUAUUAUUGCAUUUCCAUAAGAAAGUAGACAUACCUCCAGAAAUUUGCAGGUUAUGGAAUCUGCAGACAUUCAUUGUUCAAGGGCCUAUGCUAUGGAAAAUAACUUUUCCUGAGGAAAUUUUGGGACUAAUGCAAUUAAGGCAUCUCGAACUGCCCGAAUUUUAUCUGCCUAAUCCCCCGAGCGUAUCUGCUGACAAAGGGAGUCACAUGGGUUUUUCAAACAUACAAACUAUUUCUUACUUGUCUCCAUGUUGUUGCACGAAGGAGUUUAUUAUGAGGAUUCAGAAGGUCAAAGAAUUAGGAAUCAGUGCAUAUCAGAUUGAC